AGUCCGAAGGAGCGCAGUGUGUAGUUUACUGAGCUAACGUUAAAGUACAAAGCCACCAUGUUCUGCGAAUGGAUCUUAUACGUAAUUUUUUACCUGCUCUCGGCAGUUUUAACUGCAUUUCUUGCGUAUUGUCUGUACAUUCAUCAUCUUCAUCAGAAAUAUGAUCAUAUACCUGGACCUCCAAGAGACAAUUUUCUGCUUGGACAUUCACCAUCUCUUACUAAAGCGAUGUAUUCCGACGACAGCCUUAUACAUGACUUAUUUCUUCAAUGGGCAGAAAAAUAUGGCCCUGUUUACAGGAUUAACACUUUGCAUUAUAUCGCAAUAGUGGUUCACUGCCCAGAGGCUACGAAGACAAUCAUGAUGUCACCUAAGUAUGCAAAAGAUCCAUUUUCCUACAGACGCCUCUUUAACUUGUUUGGAAAAAGGUUCUUGGGAAAUGGGCUAGUUACAGCUGUGGACCAUGACAUCUGGUACAGGCAGCGUCGCGUCAUGGAUCCAGCCUUCAGCAGCUCAUACUUACGAAGCUUGAUAAGCACAUUUGACGAGAUGUCAGAACGCCUGAUGGACAAGCUGGAGGAAAUUGCUAACAACAAAACACCUGCCGUCAUGCAUGACCUGGUCAACUGUGUUACACUUGAUGUCAUUUGCAAGGUGGCUUUUGGUGUUGAUUUAAACUUUUUGACUCAAAAAGAAAGUCCCUUCCAGAAUGCAGUAGAGCUGUGUUUAAAUGGCAUGGCCUUGGAUGCCAGGGACCCAUUAUUUAGGCUUUUUCCCAAAAAUUGGAAGCUUAUACGACAAAUUAGAGAUGCAACUGAACUUUUGCGUAAAACAGGAGAGAAAUGGAUACAAAACAGGAGGAUAGCAGUGAAAAAUGGAGAGGACGUCCCCAAAGACAUUCUCACACAAAUCCUCAAAAUAGCAGAGGAGGAAAAUGUUAAUAGCGCAGAAGAUCUUGAGCAGAUGAUGGACAAUUUUGUGACUUUCUUCAUUGCUGGCCAAGAGACAACAGCCAAUCAGCUCUCAUUUGCAAUCAUGGCAUUAGGGAGAAAUCCGGAGAUAUAUAAACGAGCUAAAGCAGAGGUGGAUGAAGUCCUCGGGACCAAAAGAGACAUUUCAAUCGAAGACCUUGGAAAAUUUACUUACUUGUCCCAGGUGUUGAAGGAAACCCUGCGUUUGUACCCCACUGCUCCAGGAACCAAUCGCUGGCUUCAUGAGGACAUGGUCAUAAACGGCAUAAAAAUCCCUGGAGGCUGUUCUGUUAUGUUCAGUUCUUUUGUCUCCCAAAGACUGGAAAAGUUUUUCAAAGAUCCGUUGAAGUUUGAUCCAGAAAGGUUUGAUGAGAAUGCACCAAAGCCUUAUUACUGCUACUUCCCGUUUGCACUUGGUCCACGUACCUGUCUAGGGCAGGUCUUCUCACAGAUGGAGGCAAAAGUUGUGCUUGCCAAACUGCUCCAGAGAUUUGAGUUCAGUCUGGUCCCUGGACAGUCUUUCGACAUUAAAGACACCGGAACUCUACGGCCCAAGAGCGGAGUGAUCUGCAACAUUACGCAGUGUUCAUAGGACAUGAUUGGGUCUCUAAUGACAGCUCUUCUGAAAUAAAUCUUGUAUUAAAACAUUAAUCAGAAAAUGUAAGUUGUAACAGAGUGAUCCAUCAAUUGAUUACAAUAUAUAUUAACUUUAAUGAAAACACAUUAACUCACAGUACAUUAAUUAAUAUUAGGGCCCAAUCCCAAUUCUACCCCUUAGCCCUUCCCCUUACCCAAUUCUGGUGUCCCAAUUCUCUUUAGCUUGAAGGCGUAGGGCUAAGGGAAAGGGGUGAAUACCCCUUCGACUGAAAACCUUUCAGGACCACACUCAAAACCAAGGGGUAAGAAAAUUUCCCAGAAUACACCAGCCACAGUUGCACCCGGAGGUAAGGAGAUCCACAAAUUAGUAUUUUUUUGUCAUUAUUAUAAACUUUUACAACAAACAAGCACAUUUAAUAUAUUCAUAACCGCAUUCGUGUUUUACCGUCAUGCUUUAAAAAAAACACAAAAACAAAAACCGCUAAAUUUCGCUAUCUGUAAUCUUUAAUAAUAACUCUUUUAUAGCUGUCCCACAACAUUCUGACACUCAAAUACCCUGUCUGAAAAGUCUAGUGUCUGGGAAUGAGCUUUUUACUGUGUCUGCUAUAAUGUUAAUGUUGGUUUUGGUGUGUUUACUUAGAUGAAUAUGGACACUGUGUAAAUGCACAGUACAGUUAUGAUCUUAUUGCCACAUUAUAUCGUUAUGAUAACAUGAUAUAUGCUUUCAGUGAUUUCCUGAACAUAAAUACUACAAAAUAACACAACUGGAAUAACUACAGCAAUCGCGAUCGUCUGAUCUUUUUUUUUUUUUUAAACUUCCCAGGUUCUGCAGGUUGCAAUGUUCUGAAUUUUGCUUGCCAAUCUUAAUGGAUUGUUUUGAUUCAAUUUUGAAUUUCCCCAACCAGCGCAGAGCCUGGGGAACCAGAGUGAGUGCUCCGACUUGCAAAAAAACAAAAACCUUACUCUAGCACUUCUUGUAUGUAUUGCCUCUUGUUAAAUCGCUGAAUUCCUCCUCAGAUGUAAGUUGCUUUUGAUUAAACCGAUAAUUAAAUGAUGCAUUAAAAUCAUUUAUAAGCGUUCUAAA
Messenger RNA from Danio aesculapii, 2652 nucleotides. RefSeq names its product cholesterol 24-hydroxylase-like. Gene Ontology annotation, biological process: cholesterol catabolic process. The coding region runs from base 58 to 1563 and encodes 501 amino acids. Gene Ontology annotation, molecular function: iron ion binding; heme binding; cholesterol 24-hydroxylase activity. The record is from RefSeq and is a predicted model, not a curated record. The transcript is spliced from 15 exons. Lineage: Eukaryota; Metazoa; Chordata; Actinopteri; Cypriniformes; Danionidae.